This is a messenger RNA of Anastrepha obliqua, 343 nucleotides long. RefSeq names its product 52 kDa repressor of the inhibitor of the protein kinase-like. Gene Ontology annotation, molecular function: protein dimerization activity. The transcript is spliced from 2 exons. The record is from RefSeq and is a predicted model, not a curated record. Lineage: Eukaryota; Metazoa; Arthropoda; Insecta; Diptera; Tephritidae. The coding region runs from base 35 to 343 and encodes 102 amino acids.
UUGUUCCGAGAGUAAUUUCAUUUCAGAAGUCAAAAUGUGGAGACAACGAAUCCGCAAUCAGAACAUCGAAAAUUCACUUGAUGCAUUAUCAAUCAUGAAUAAUGAAACUUUCAAAAACGUCAACAAAAUGUUGCGAAUUUUGGCAGUGUUACCUGUGACAACAGCAACUCCAGAACGAUCGUUUUCGACCUUAAGAAGGAUAAAGGAUUAUCUGAGAAACACAAUGGGACAGGAGCGUCUCAACGGUCUUGCAUCUUUGAACAUCCAUCAUCGCAUUGAUUUAACUGAUGAGGAAAUUCUCAGAAAGUUUUUUGAGAAGCCUCGAAAAUUUAAAAGUGUUUAA